AUGGACUUUCUGUGGGUCCUGCUGUGGAUGGCCAUUGUGGCAGUUCUUCUUUGCAACCUGCUAGCAUGGACCUACCCUCACUACCUCCUCAGAUAUGAAUUCCCAUUUGCCAUUUGUCAGCGGAUCAUUGCCAGACUGACAGAGAACACAUUCUUCAUGGCCCUUAGGCUAGAUUAUAUAGCAUGGAAACUGGGCUUCAGCAAUCGCCACACAGUUACGAGGUUUUUCAUGAAUGGGCUCCCCAUCUUCAAACAAGACCCGAGGCUUCAUAUCAAGAAACUCCAGUUUGACGGUGUGCCUGUGAAGCAGUACCAACCACGAGAAGACCACACCAAACAUCAAAGAGGCAUUCUCUUCUUUCACGGAGGAAUUGGCAUCUGGUGCAGCACUGAUACCUACGAAAGGGUCUGCCGCUAUCUUGCCAGAGAAAGUGCCUCAUUUGUUGUGUCUGUUGCGUACCGUCUAGCUCCUGAGCACCCUUAUCCUGCACAGUUUGAAGACUGCCUGAAGGCUACCAUUCACCUUUUGAAAAAUGCAAAGGAAUACGGGGUGGAUCCUGACUGUAUCCUGGUUGGCGGAGAUAGUUCAGGGGCUACACUUGCCGCUGCCGUCUGCCAAGAGCUGGUCAAGAGAACUGACCUCCCCAAAGUGCGGGCCCAAAUCUUGCUGCACCCUUUUCUGCAGGCGGUAGAUUUUAAUUUACCAUCAUAUCAGCAAAACGCUUUUAAUCUCCUAAUAUCCAAACAUAUGUUACUGGAAAUUGGGUUGAAGUAUCGAAGAAAAUACUCAGUACAGGCAGCUAUGAAAGGCUCUCAUGUUCCCGAUGACAUAAGAAUCAAGUGGAAGACCUGGAUAAAUCCAGACCAUAUCCCAAAAAGAUUCAAAAGCAGAGGAUAUAAGCCUGCACCACCAACUCCUUUCCCCCCCAAAGUCUUAGAACAAUCCAAUGAGUUUUUUGAGACCACCGUUUCCCCACUUUUAGCUGAAGAUGACAUCAUUAGCCAACUCCCUGAAACAUACAUUCUAACCUGUGAAUACGAUGUACUAAGAGAUGAUGGACUGCUGUACAAAAAGAGGCUAGAAGAUGCGGGUGUUGGUGUGACUUGGGAGCACCUUGAAGACGCAUUCCAUGGAGUAGUCAUAGUCCUUGAAAUUCCAGUGUUUCCUUUUUCCUGUGCGACAAGAAAACUUGACUUUGUAGUAAAGUUCAUAAAAGGUCUUCAUGUUUCAGGGGAAAGCUCUUUGGCAGGAGGAGUCAAAGCUUUCACCAAGGGAGGAGGAGGAAUCUAG
Messenger RNA from Hemicordylus capensis (graceful crag lizard), 1290 nucleotides. RefSeq names its product arylacetamide deacetylase-like 4. Gene Ontology annotation, molecular function: carboxylic ester hydrolase activity. Gene Ontology annotation, cellular component: membrane. Bases 1 to 1290 code for a protein of 429 amino acids. The record is from RefSeq and is a predicted model, not a curated record. NCBI's taxonomy places the organism in Eukaryota, Metazoa, Chordata, Lepidosauria, Squamata, Cordylidae. The transcript is spliced from 4 exons.